AUGGUCCGCGCGAUUGCCCCCGCGAAGUCGCUGCCUUCAGCGUCCGAUCUGCUGACGCAAGUACCUAUUUGCAUCAAAGAAACAGAAAGGCACUCGAGAGCCGCCCGGCGCGCCACCUCACCGAGCAUCGACACAGACAAGUCUCUCAAAAACGUCAAGCCGCCGUCCCAGUCGGUCGACUACCGGCCAGCCGUCCUGCAGGCGCACCACGAAUCCGGGAUUACGAAAAAGUCCAAGCACGGUCGCAGAGCACUUCCGAGCAGCAAGUCGCUCAGGCGCCGCGGGAAGUACCUCGAGCGAGCCGAGGCCAUCCUCGAACGGACGGCAGUCAAGAUCGAAAAGAGCAAGGGACGAUCACGCACCCUCCAGGGCAGGAGAAAGGGCUGGGAUGAGGUGAACAAGAACGACGCCGUCAACGUGCGGCCCAAAUUCCCGACAGAGGAGGAUCUGGAGAAUGAGAGCGAAGGCGAUGCCGCGGACACCGGGGCGGUGAGUGCAGAAGCGCAGGGUUGGGAGACGGACGAGGAGAUGGAUGGUGCGGAUGUCGAGGUCGGCCAGCAGAAACCGCCGACCGCGGCACCAGGAACUAUUGCUGUUACGCAUGGCUGUGACGUCCCUGGGAACGAGGUCUGGAAGCAGAAGAGCCUCACUCAUCCAAAUCCAACUUGGAAAUACAAUAAGUCCAGCAGUGACAGGUUUGUUUCAUUUGUAUUGACGCAACGCGAAACACUUCUUGCGUAUCCGCGGCGACCACGGACCGCACCGCUGGACGUGACAUCCAAACCCAGCAACCUCCGUGACAGCAACGUACGAAUUUUCCAUUUUCGACAAACAACAAACUCCAUUCACCAUUCUCCAUUCUCCAUUCUCCAUAUCCCUAUAUACUUCCUACUUUCAGAACCGGAUCCACUUCGGGAUGAGAACGAACUCCCACGAGGGCAAUAUAUCAUGGCAAAUCCCGAGCUCGCCAUAGCCAAAGUCAACUUCAGCGCAGUCCUUUUCCGCAAGGACCCCACGCCCUUGACGAGGCCCGAGAUUGAAGCCUUCCACACCCUCCUCACUGAUACCAUCACCCAAUGCUCUCGUCCCAAUGUCCAGAACUGCAAGCAAUGGAUCCUCUCCCACCUGCUCCCGUCGUCGGCACGCGUCGGCGCCUUCGCCAAGUACCUGGUAGCCCUCUCCGGCUCUUUCGCCGGCGAGGCAGCCAAAGAGAAGUCGCCGAAUUCUAGGCCCAAGCCCUCGCUCCGAAGGAGGCAUCUACACCUCCUGUACCUACUCAACGAUGUUCUCUACCAAACCGUUAUUCGGGAGCGUGACGAUGCUUGCGCCAAAACCCUGGAGUCGAGCCUCCCGACGCUGUUCCACAAUGCUGCUGCGUUUCAACACGCUCCUAAGCAUGCGAAGAAGCUUGAGAACCUGCUUGCCCUCUGGGAGGAACACCGAUACUACCCGUCGGCCUUCCUCAACAAGCUGCGUGAUACGAUUCGCGAGGCGCUGUCCGGGGCGAACGCCUCCAAACUGGCGGCAAAGGAACAACAACAGCAAGAUGGCGGUGCCGCCCAAACCACCAAGCCUAGCAACCGCCAAGUCCCCUUUGUGAUCCCGGCUAUGCACGGCGAUCCGUCCAUGCCGUGGUACGACAUCCCAGCCGCCAACUGGCUGCCCCACCUCACACCCAACUCGACGAAGCCGAUGCAGCCGGAUAUGAUCAAGCCGCUCCAGCUAGCUCCCGGUCCGGCCGACAAGGCCCUCGCACAAGCGGUGAAGGAUCUCCUCCGGGAUGUCGAAAGAAUCUACAGCAGGGGCCGCAAGCCAGAGGACGACCAUGACGACGAGGACGUCCAGCACUCCACUUCCAUCAGCGAGAUGGGCGAGCGCGUCCUCUUCGACGAGAUUACUGGCGAACUCAUCGGCGGGGAGACGUACUACGGCUGGUCACGGGGAUUUUGCGAGAAGAUGAAGCAACGUGACCGGAAGAGCAAACACCAGACCGACGAUCGUGAUCGUGGCCGCAGCGCUCGCUCCCUGUCGAACAGGAGCAGGACCAUUAGCAGAAGCAAGAGCAGGGGUAGCCGUUCGAGGUCUCCAUCCCGCGCUGCUGCCGGCGGCCGAUCCAGCCUCAGCGUCUCACCUCCAGCUUUCAAGCGACGCCGCCUCUUUCCCGGCUCCUCAGGGAGUCCCAGCCGAAGCCGGAGUAUUACCCCUCCUCGGAAGAGCUAUCGUCCACGCUCCUACAGCCGCUCGAGAUCCCGGACACCGCGCCGUAAGGACGGGUCGCGGUCACGAUCCCGUUCCGGGGACAGGACCAGAGACAGGUGCCGUUCCCGCUCGCCGACUCGCGGUCCCAAGUCACACCACAACAAGCCUCCGAGCGACUUUGACCAUGACGGUCCAUCUCGCUACAACAGCAAUAGCGCCGCGCAGCAUCCCCCUCAGCCAUUUAUGAACCCCCAUCCUCCGUUCCCUCCCCAUGCACCACCCAUGGCCGGCGGUAUGAACCCUUUCCACGGGCUUCCACCGCCGCCGCCUCCCCCGCAAGGCUACCAGGGAAGCUGGCCUCCCCCGCCUCCUCCCCCUCCACUGCCCAUGGGAAGUCCGCCUCAAAAUUGGUUUCCCCCUCCCCCCAUCCCGCCUAACCCCACCGGCCCAGGCGGUCCUUAUUCGGGUGGAUGGCAUCAACAGGGACCUCCUCCCCCACCGGCCCCUCCACCGCAGUAUGGUCGUGGUGGACACGGACAAUACCGUGGAGGGAGAGGUGGCUACGACCGUGGAGGACAAGCUGCUCGUGAAAAGCUGAGAACCUCCCGGCCCUCGCAAUUCCCAAUGUCCCCACAAGCCAUCCGUGUUCCGGACAGAGAGAAGGGCUGGGAAAGAAGAAGCCAAACGCAAGAAUGUCCGCCCAUGCAAACACGAAAAUGGGCCCCUUAG
This is a messenger RNA of Sodiomyces alkalinus F11, 2928 nucleotides long. RefSeq lists its product as hypothetical. The record is from RefSeq and is a predicted model, not a curated record. Gene Ontology annotation, biological process: intracellular calcium ion homeostasis. The transcript has 8 exons. Bases 1 to 2928 code for a protein of 975 amino acids. NCBI's taxonomy places the organism in Eukaryota, Fungi, Ascomycota, Sordariomycetes, Glomerellales, Plectosphaerellaceae. Gene Ontology annotation, cellular component: perinuclear region of cytoplasm.